This is a messenger RNA of Acytostelium subglobosum LB1, 2328 nucleotides long. RefSeq lists its product as hypothetical. The annotation marks the transcript as partial. The record is from RefSeq and is a predicted model, not a curated record. The transcript has 2 exons. Gene Ontology annotation, biological process: mRNA splicing, via spliceosome. Gene Ontology annotation, cellular component: spliceosomal complex; Prp19 complex. NCBI's taxonomy places the organism in Eukaryota, Evosea, Eumycetozoa, Acytosteliales, Acytosteliaceae.
AGAGAUAUGAGAAGUAAUAUAAAGGGUGGAGUUUGGAAGAAUACAGAGGAUGAGAUUCUAAAGGUGGCCGUGAUGAAAUAUGGCAAGAAUCAAUGGGCUAGGAUUAGUAGUUUGUUGAUAAAGAAGAGUCCUGCACAGUGUAAAGCGAGAUGGUAUGAAUGGUUGGACCCAAGCAUCAAAAAGACAGAAUGGAGCAAAGAGGAGGAGGAGAAGUUGUUGCACUUGGCAAAGAUCUUUCCGGCGCAGUGGAAGACGAUCGCGCCGUUGGUAGGCCGCACUGCAUCACAAUGUUUGGAGCAUUACAAUCGUUUGUUGGACGCUGUACAGGAGAAACAUGCCGGCGAGGACGAUCCACGUCGUCUGCGUGCGGGCGAGGUCGAGGCCAACCCCGAGACCAAGCCAGCCAAGCCUGACCCCGUCGACAUGGACGAAGACGAGAAAGAGACACUGUCAGAGGCCAAAGCACGUCUCUCCAACACACAGGGCAAGAAGGAGAAGCGCAAGUUCCGUGAGAAGCAACUUGAAGAAGCAAGAAGAUUGGCAUAUCUACAAAAGAAGCGUGAGCUCAAAGCUGCUGGUAUAGUACUACACGAGAAGAAGAAGAACAAAGAGAAACGAUUCGAUUAUGCUCAAGAGAUACCAUUUUAUAGGAAGCCAAUGGCUGGCUUUUAUGAUACGGCAGCAGAGAGUGUUGUGGAUCCGAGAAAGGACAAGGAGUUUAUCAAUCAGCGAUUGUCAAAGAUAGAGGGCGAGACAAAGGCCGAACAACAGGAGCGUGCAAACAAGCAGGCCGACUUGGACAAGAAGAAGAAGGAGAUGACCAACAUGCCCGGUCUGAUCAAGGAGGUCGCCAAGAUGAACGACCCAGAGAUGACGAGGAAGCGAUCAAAGCUCUUGCUGCCCGAGCCUCAGCUCACUGACGACGAUUUGGCAGAGAUUGCAGAGUUUGAAAAGGCCAACAGGAAUGCAAUGGUCGCGGGCGAUCGCUCGGCCACUGGUGCUCUGGUGGGCACCAUGCGUCCACCCACUGAGCUGCCCAGCUCCAAACUGGUGGCCCGUACACCAAUGCGAGAGGAUGUCAUCAUGAUGGAAUCACAGAAUUUGUUGGCGAUGGCCAAUGCACAGACACCUCUCAAAGGUGGCGCUAACCCCAAGCUCCACCCAUCAGACUUUAGUGGCGCCACGCCCAAGCCUAUGGUGGCGCGCACUCCCCUGCGCACACCAAACCCCUUGGCACAAGGAAUCACACCUCGCAAGGACCACCCAGUUGACAGUGUCGAGGACCGAUCGAAUAAGGCACAACACAAACAGUCGAUUGCCACAGGCUUGAAGAAUCUCCCUGCGCCUGAGAGCAACUUUAAAAUCAGCUUGCCUGACGAACCAGCGCUGGAGGAUAUCAACGACGAUGAGCAGCUCGACCUCGAUCAAUCAGAGACUGACCUGCGGGCACAGCAGGAGCUGAAGCACAAGGAACAGUUUAGGCUGAGGAAUCGUAGUAGCACUCUAAAGAAACAGUUGCCGCGAGCCAGGACGUUGGCGUACAACAAUGUGGAACACUGCCAGCCACUGGUGGCGCCCAGUGGUGGCGAAGAGGACAUUGACGAGACACUACAGAAAGGCAUCGAUCAAUUGGUUAUCAAUGAGAUUUUGGCAGUCAUCAACCACGACAAUCUGAUGUUCCCAAUGGAUGGCGAGCGACCAGACUCAAACCUUCAGUCGGACUUUAACUACUUCUCGGACAAGGAGAUGGCUGAGGCACAGACACUGAUCAAGAAGGAGAUGGAGGCGAUCAGAUCGCCACUGACCAGCGAGCAGGUAGUCGAACACUUUGUAAAUCCCUGGGAAUUUGUACACAGCAACUACGUCUUUAUCGAGAGCCAACAGCAGUUUGUCGAGCGCGCCAAUAUCAGCGCUGAGCAAAUGGUCGCUACGUUGCAGGCCGAGUUUGACGCCAUCACCAAGUCCAUCAAGAAGAACGCCACACGCGCACAUACCACCGAGAAGAAGCUCACUGCUGAGCUGGCGCCUCUGCAGAGCUCGCUGGCCACCAAGGCCAAAGAGAUGCAGCAGUUGAUGGAGCAGGUGGAGCAGAGCGAUAUCGAGCUAGAGUGUUUCAAGCAGCUGAGGCUGCAAGAGCAGCGUGGCGUAGAGUCCCGUGUCAAGCAUAUUCAAGAUCAAGUGUAUGAGCAAUGUGAUCGUGAGAACCGCAAUCAAAUGAAGUAUGCCAAGUUGCUCCAAGAGUUGAAUGAACUAAAAGAAGGAGUUGACGGUCACAGCAACAACAACAACAACCACAGCAACAACAACAACAAUAACAAUCAUAAACAA